GAUUCCCUGAGCGAACUGGACAUACUGCUGGCCGGGCCUCCUGCCACACCUUUCGCAGCAGGCGUAUGGAAGCUACAUCUGUCUAUACCGCCUCAAUACCCACAGCAGCCUCCAACAGCCAACUUUCGAACCCCAAUCUUCCAUCCCAAUGUUGAUCCCCAAUCCGGCGGCGUCUGCGUAGAGACACUCAAACGCGACUGGGACAGCAAGUUGACACUGCGAGACAUCCUGGUCACAAUAUCAUGCUUGCUCAUCUACCCAAACCCAGACAGUGCGCUCAACGCUGAGGCUGGCGCACUUAUCCAGGAAGGCUUCGAGGCAUUUGCUCGGAGAGCCGAACUCAUGACCAGCAUUCAU
Molecule: messenger RNA, 357 nt
Organism: Pseudocercospora fijiensis CIRAD86
Lineage: Eukaryota; Fungi; Ascomycota; Dothideomycetes; Mycosphaerellales; Mycosphaerellaceae
Exons: 1
Biological process (GO): protein polyubiquitination; ubiquitin-dependent protein catabolic process
Cellular component (GO): nucleus
Molecular function (GO): ubiquitin conjugating enzyme activity
Source: RefSeq, a predicted model, not a curated record